GAAGCAAUUUGGCGUGGCGUAGAUCCAGAGGACUUGAUAGAGCCAAAUACCACUGAACAUCUCGAUUUUUCUAAACCCGACCAACGAAACGUUCGCGAAAUCGAGCGGGACGGUGCUGGAUACAGCCCCGAGCUCGUCAGUCUGGUGCGAAGGUGCUUGUCUUUUCAUCAGAUCAACAGACCGUCGCCCGCGAACCUGUUGGCUGAUAUCCAGCGAGACAUGGUCGGGAGACUGAAUGAUAUGGACACACGUACGACCCCAGUGCCCUGGAAUCAUCCAGCGCGGCUGGUCAUGCGUCUGCGGAAUGAGUGGUCGAUCGGUUCAAGCUUUGAUCCAGAUUUCCCUGUUCCUCACUACCCUGAACCUGACUCUGAUUCUGAUUCUGACUACCAGGUAUCUUCUGACGACCAGUUAUCUUCUGACGAUGGAGCUCAGGCAAGACCGCGAGAUCAGUAUGAUCUUCGAAAUUGA
Molecule: messenger RNA, 471 nt
Organism: Aureobasidium pullulans EXF-150
Lineage: Eukaryota; Fungi; Ascomycota; Dothideomycetes; Dothideales; Saccotheciaceae
Exons: 1
Source: RefSeq, a predicted model, not a curated record